AAGCUCAGCUAAAAGCUCCUCCUCACGCCUGGUCGCGUCAGAGUUCACAGGCUGAACCCGGAACUAGCAAAGCAGCGGCGGGCAAGUCGCCGGUCCUUGCGCGGUGCAGCUUUUGCCGGCGGCAGCCGCGCGGGGCUCUAAUCUGGAGGACUGCUGAGGUGCCGCCUUCGUCAUGCUGGCUGGCUGGAGGGGGGUGGCGCGGACGGCCGUGAGCGGCCUGAGCUGGGUCGGCGGCUGCAGGACCAAGCGACGGGUCAGCACCAGCUGGUCCCCGGUGGGCGCUGCCUUCAAUGCCCAGCAACAGCCGCAGCAGCACCGGUGGGAGCUGGGGAACAAAACGGGUCUGUUUGGUGUUCCUGAAUUGAAUUGUCCAGAGGGAUUUCAAGAAGCUCAAGAAAAAUCAUUGCAAGAAACAGAACGACUAGUAGAGAAAGCAUGUGCUACACCUCCUGGGCCAGAGAUAGUAAUGAUCUUUGAUCAACUAUCAGAUUCCUUGUGUAGAGUAGCUGAUCUAGCCGACUUUGUGAAAAUUGCUCAUCCUAGUCUUGCUUUCAGAGAGGCUGCAGAAGAUGCCUGCAGAAACAUUGGCACUAUGGUAGAAAAAUUAAAUACAAAUGUAGAUUUGUGUCAGAGUCUGAGAAAAUUGUUGGCUGAUAAAGAAGCCCUGGCUGCCCUUGAUCCAGAUACCAGACGAGUGGCAGAACUUUUCAUGUUUGAUUUUGAGAACAGUGGUAUUCACUUGGAUGAAGAAAAGCGCAGGAAGGCAGUAGAUCUCAAUGUCAAAAUCCUCGAUUUAUGUAAUGAAUUUCUCAUGGGAUCACAACUUCCAAAUAGGAUUGACAAACAUGUCUUACCGGAACAUAUCCGUCAUAACUUUGCAGUUGAAGGCAACUAUGUCCAAAUCGGUAAUCUCAAUGCAGAUAGUCCAGAUGAUCUGGUACGUGAAGUAGCAUACAAGGUUUUUCUGUUCCCAAAUGCUCAGCAGUUGCACUGUUUAGAGGAACUGCUUUCUAGCAGAAAUCUUCUGGCCCAGUUGGUUGGCUAUGACAGCUUUGCUCAACGGGCUCUUCAGGGCACGAUGGCCAAAACCCCAGAGAACGUAAUGCAAUUUCUUGUAAAGCUUUCAGAUAAAUUAUUCAAACGAACUCUAGAUGAUUUCAGAAUGAUGAAUGACAUGAAAAUGAAACUAAAUCCUAUGAAAUCAGAACUGAUGCCUUGGGAUCAUCCGUACUAUAGUGGUGUCCUGCGUGCUGAGAGAUAUAAUAUUGAACCCAGCCUGUAUUGCCCUUUUUUCUCUCUUGGAGCAUGCAUGGAAGGUCUCAACAUCUUGUUCAGUAAACUCUUAGGAAUCACCCUGUAUGCUGAGCAGCCUGAGAAAGGAGAAGUGUGGUGUGAGGAUGUCCGCAAAUUGGCAGUUGUCCAUGAACAAGAAGGGUUAUUGGGGUAUAUCUACUGUGAUUUCUUCCAAAGACCAGACAAGCCUCAUCAGGAUUGUCAUUUUACAAUUCGUGGAGGCAGACUAAAAGAAAAUGGCGAAUAUCAACUUCCUGUUGUUGUCCUGAUGCUGAGCUUGCCCCAUUCCACUAGGGGUUCACCAACACUACUAACUCCUGGCAUGAUGGAAAACCUCUUCCAUGAAAUGGGACAUGCCGUUCAUUCUAUGCUGGGAAGGACUCGAUAUCAGCAUGUCACUGGGACAAGGUGUUCUACUGACUUUGCAGAAGUUCCCUCUAUCUUGAUGGAGUACUUUGCAAAUGAUUACAGAGUGGUGAACCAGUUUGCAAGGCACUACAAAACAGGGCAGCCGCUGCCCAAACACAUGGUAUCAAGAUUCUGUGAAUCUAAAAAAGUUUGCGCUGCUGCUGAUAUGCAACUUCAGGUCUUUUAUGCUGUCUUGGACCAGAUAUACCAUGGUAAACAUCCCCUAGGAAAGUCAACCACAGACAUUUUAAAGGAAACGCAAGAAAAAUUUUAUGGAUUGUCAUAUGUUCCUAAUACUGCUUGGCAGCUCAGAUUCAACCAUCUUGUGGGUUACGGUGCCAAGUAUUAUUCCUACCUCAUGUCUAGGGCUGUGGCAUCCAUGGUGUGGAGACAGUGUUUUGUGCAGGAUCCCUUUAACAGGGCAAUGGGUGAACGUUAUCGCAGAGAGAUGCUGGCACAUGGUGGUGGAAAGGAACCCAUUCUCAUGGUUCAAGGUAUGCUUCAGAAGUGUCCAUCCGUUGAGGACUUUGUGGAUGCCCUUGUUUCAGACUUGGAUCAGGACUUUGAGACAUUCUUUAUGGAUUCUGAAUAACACAGAAGAAAAAGAAAUUUUUCAGACGGACAGUUUCUUUUUUUAAAAAACAUAUAAGUGGUGUACAUAGAACUGCUGUAGCUCUCAUUUGAUGUCUCUUAAAAGUGUGGAAAUUAUUGUGUAUAAUAAACAGUUUAUUUUGAGGGAGAAA
Heteronotia binoei (common prickly gecko) is the source of this 2444-nucleotide messenger RNA. RefSeq names its product mitochondrial intermediate peptidase (gene MIPEP). The transcript has 19 exons. The record is from RefSeq and is a predicted model, not a curated record. The coding region runs from base 173 to 2293 and encodes 706 amino acids. Gene Ontology annotation, biological process: peptide metabolic process. Gene Ontology annotation, cellular component: mitochondrion. Lineage: Eukaryota; Metazoa; Chordata; Lepidosauria; Squamata; Gekkonidae. Gene Ontology annotation, molecular function: metalloendopeptidase activity.